Dendrobium catenatum is the source of this 1374-nucleotide messenger RNA. RefSeq names its product E3 ubiquitin-protein ligase AIP2. Bases 250 to 1242 code for a protein of 330 amino acids. Gene Ontology annotation, biological process: protein ubiquitination. Gene Ontology annotation, molecular function: ubiquitin protein ligase activity. The record is from RefSeq and is a predicted model, not a curated record. NCBI's taxonomy places the organism in Eukaryota, Viridiplantae, Streptophyta, Magnoliopsida, Asparagales, Orchidaceae. Gene Ontology annotation, cellular component: cytoplasm. The transcript is spliced from 5 exons.
UAUCCAACCCGGAGUAUAUUUUCGUGCUACUUUUACCUGACACAAAUGCGUCUCCAUUGUCCCGCUCGUUGUUUCGCGCAAAGGUCUGCGUUCUCCAUUCAUCCACGGUUGUCCUCGAUUUCCCCUCUCGCAAGAAUUCGGUGUAGAAGCAGGAGCUGAAGCAAAGGCUUGAUACCCAAUCUAGGGUUUCCAAUUUUCGAUUUUCACUAUCAAUACAGAAUUCCUGAUCCUAAUACGAGAAAUCGAAGAAUGGCAUCUGAGGAAACGGUGAAGGAGGAGUUACUAGCGUUGCGGAUAAAACUUGGGAAGAAGCAGACAUUCGAGGAGGCAGUCUCCUCGAUAGCGUCUCUUCUACGGGGCCGUUACUCCUCAGCCUCCGCUUCUAUUCGUAAAUUGAUAUAUUCUACAGUUUGUCGUGUAGCUACUGUUCUUCAAACUAGAUAUACAGCACGUGGAUUUUGGCUAGCUGGCUUAAGUCUAUUUAAAGAAGCAGAGAAGCUGGUUACAGAGCCAUCUGAAAAGGAUCAUUUACAUCAAUGUGUUGCUAGGGCUCACGAGCAUUUGAAUGAUGUGGAGAAUGAGACUCCUAGUUCUGAAAGAAGACAAUCAGAUUCUAGGUACCUUUUUGAAGGCCACUUGACCAUCGAUCCUGAACCAGCACCACCAGCAUGGCUUGUGGCCCAAAAUUUACUUACAACUCUUGCAGUUGCACAAGAUUGGACUGCCACAGCAGAAUCUUCCCAGGUUCAGGAAGAGAAUAGCAAUUCAACUGAAAUUAGUACAGUGCCUGAGCUUCCUGAGACUGUCAGAGAGUUAAUGAGUAAUUUACAAGAGAUAAAUGGCUUUCUAGAUCUUGAAAAUGUCAUUGAAGCUUCAUUGCAGGAAAUUGGUGCUGGAUCACACAAAGCGCCCCCUGCCUCAAAAGAAGUUGUUGCUAGUCUCCCAGUCAUUGAUGUUACUGACGAAGUGAUUACCCGUUUGGGAACUGAGUCUGAGUGCGCUGUAUGCAGGGAGAACUUAGUUCUAAAUGACAAGAUGCAGGAACUUCCCUGCAAACAUCUCUUUCACCCUCCUUGUUUGAAACCCUGGCUGGAUGAGCACAAUUCUUGCCCAGUUUGCAGGUAUGAGCUGAGGACUGAUGAUCAUGCAUAUGAGAGCUGGAAGGAGAGGGAAAAAGAAGCCGAGGAAGAGAGGAAAGGAGCAGCUAAUGCUCUUCGUGGUGGAGAAUUUAUGUACGUCUGAUAAUAGUUUUUUUUUUCCUCCCUUAAAACAUACCAGAUUACUGCAUCCACUUCUCACAAAAUAUUUGUUUUUUAGUAAUGUAUUGUGUACGAUUUAUUUAGAAUAACUGACUUCAAAAGCUUGUCCCAGUCA